AAUUAGCUAAAUACACGGCGAACCUGCAAGGCCGCUAUGCAUGCCCCGAGGCAACCACUUGGUUACAGUCUGUUGCAUGCUAUGCCCCUCACGGUGCACCUAGACCCCGACAAUGUCCGACGACGGCAACCAGGAUGAAAUGUCUAUUCUGUGCAAGCCUAGUUCACCAAGAGAUGGUGACUUCGCUACCGCAACAGAUGUACAAAAUACUGGACCAACUUCAGCAAUAUCCUUUCACGAGCGAAAAUGGGAUCGAUUUCGACGACACUAUAAUGACAACUAUCUCGAAUUGUUCAAAAGGACUUUCGAAACGCCUGAAGACAAUGAUUCAGCACCUGAGCUCCCUGCCACUCAGCUUGGAGCUGUAACUUGGGAGCCUGCGGAGAAGGCCACUUUGUUCCAGGCUCUCUGUCGUAAAGGUAGACACGACAUACAAGGGAUCUCUCGCCUCAUCGAUUCGAAGUCCGAAGUCGAGGUCAAAGUCUACCUGGACAGUCUUCGAGACCAGGAGGCUGACCGUCAGCUUUUUGAGGCUCGACCUAGAAAUAUCUCACAUGCCGAGAUACCUGCCGCUUUCGAGAUUGAUGAGGGAUGUGAGGUUAUGCUUGACCAGGCCGCAGCAGCACUUGAGGCAUUCCAGGAACACUUUGAUUUCGCUGUAGCCCAACGCGAGACACAGACGUGGCUGAUUGAUGCUACAAAAGCCGCAGAGCUGGAUGCCAAGGAGGAUGGAAAGGAGACCAUUAAUAAUUCAGAGUUGGGGUCCGAGGCCGAGGAUGAACAAGAGGCUGAGAGGGUCUUGUCUCUCUACCAUCUUUCAACCUUUCUAAGCUUGAGUGAACGAUUUUUCAUGAACUCGGGCCAUGAAGAUGCCACGACCUGGCAUCAGCUUGUUGAGGAAGGGCAACGCCCUGCGAUGACUAUGGACAUGGUGACAGAGAUGCACGAUCUUGUCACUAGUUUUACGCAGAGGGUGGUUCAGACUUGCAUCUUCAUGGCAUGUUCCCGCAUCCGCGCGUCAACGUCAGCCCACUACAAACCCAGUCGUCUCAUCAGAAAUGAAGAUGUCUCCGCGGCACUUACUGUGUUGGGAGCCGAAACUAGCUUAAGAAAUUUCUGGGUCAGACUUCCGAAGAGGAAUCAAUUAUCAAUCAUUGGAAGCGGACACAGGAAGGGCGGCAGUGUGAGAGAUGUGAUGGCGUACGAUGAGGUGGAAGCCGCCCUAUCAGUCUCUAAACUAGAAAGGUCUACGUCCUCUGCUUCAGAGGACUCACGUCGAAGCCGCGAUGAUUCUCAGGCUAGCUCGACCAGCAGCAGUGUGACAGGUGACCAAGAAGAACACGAAGCUAGCAAUCACUCCUCCUCGAUUGCUUUGUCGGAAAAUGACAGCGAUGAGGCAACAGUAAACUCUUCUGCUCAAGAUUCAUCGACUGAUGUCUCCGGAGAACCUUCAUCACUUGAUGAAGAGGAAUAUCUGGAGCAUCUCGAUCAAUUGGCAGGACAACAAGAGGCGUCAAAGUUGCUGACGAUUCUCGGCCACGCCGGAAAGCUGUCCAAGAAGGAAGACGACAUAGCUGUCAGUACCAAGCCACCGAGUGAACCACGAAAAGCAGUCGAAGAUAGUAUGGGUUGGUCGGUUAUCUAUCAAUCUGAAUGGGAGCGUGAUGGCGCUGUUCUUCCCUCGGCAUCUUUUGCAGAGACUGCGGAUUGUCAUAAGAGACGGAAAAUUGCUUGA
Messenger RNA from Exophiala oligosperma, 1735 nucleotides. RefSeq lists its product as uncharacterized. The transcript has a single exon. The record is from RefSeq and is a predicted model, not a curated record. NCBI's taxonomy places the organism in Eukaryota, Fungi, Ascomycota, Eurotiomycetes, Chaetothyriales, Herpotrichiellaceae. Gene Ontology annotation, cellular component: RNA polymerase I upstream activating factor complex. Gene Ontology annotation, molecular function: rDNA binding; RNA polymerase I general transcription initiation factor activity. Gene Ontology annotation, biological process: transcription initiation at RNA polymerase I promoter; nucleolar large rRNA transcription by RNA polymerase I. Bases 113 to 1735 code for a protein of 540 amino acids.